UAAGUGCAAACAGUCCAUUAGUAGUAAGUGGAGCGAGGAUUGUAAAAGAAGAGAGAAAUAAUUCAGAGUUAAGGGAACUCCACUUGGCGAGAAGAGUAAUAUUGGAUAUUGUGCACAAUAGCUAGUAGAAGGGAAUCAUUAAUGAAUAGCAAUGAACUUACUGCAGAUGGUGACAGACCCAGUAUCACAGCUACUAAACUGUUUCUGAACAUGGUCAGAAACUUUAAAAACGUAAGCUGUAUCAUGUUUGUCUCCAUUGUUCAAAGAUCAUUGACAUCCAGGUCCUCAUUAUUCAGUCAGUUCAUUGCCUCUGCCCUCCCUUCCUAUUAAAAUGAAUACCAAUGUACAGUGCAGAGAGGUGGAAUGUGCAUUUUACGGGGAAAGGAAUCUGAGUCACCACUUGACCAGGACUUCCAUGGGUUCCUUAAAUCUCGUAAUGUGUUUCCCAGGAUACUUUCCAAUCAUUUCAAGUGCAUAAGUGUUGUCUUUAAUGACAUCAGUGGCAAACAAAAACAAUCUGCAAAUUAUGUGUUUUUUACUGUAUAUAUUGUCCAAAUUCUUUCCUUUUUAAUUUAUGGAUAUUUCUCCAUGCCUCCUCCCAGUGGUAAACAGGUAAGGCAUACAUCAAAACAGACUUAUUUUAAUAUAUUUCUGCUUUACUAUGAACUGUGGUGUGUACCACCUCCUUUGUCUGAUUAACUGUUCAGACAUCCAAUUAUUGGUUUAAUGGAUGCAGAACAUGGCAUUUUUACAUACAACAAUAUCAGAGUGAUGAAAGCUCAAACAAAUUCUAGGAUUGAAUUACAGAUGUUUUGACUUCUAUGGUGGCCUCCAAAUCAGUUUUAUCUACUUCAGUAUUUAUUUCGUCUCCCAACUAAGGCUUACCUAUUUCAAAUCGAGAUUUUUUUUUUACAUGUAAAUAUUCCAGGCUUCUGACCUACGGUGCAUAGUUGGUCCAGAUGCUGGGAGUUAAUAAUUGUUUUUGAACCCUGUAGGCUGAAUGAAUAGAUGUUAACUCUGUUGUCAUUUCUUACUGACUAAUGAGAAGUGCAUGACUAAAUCAACUGUACGAUGGUGGGAUGGCUUUCCAUCUUUGAGGCCAGUUAAUUAUUUCAAUUUUCAUACCUCAGUCAGUUGCAUUCCCUUACUGCUGAGUGUAAAAGUAAUAUUCCAGAAGUAAAGGUUUAUUUUAACUCUAACUAUAGAUGAUCUGAUACAGAAGAGCCCAGUUAUAUUUCAGAGGUAUAGAUAUCUGUCACUAUUCUUAUGCUGAGCUUUGUGGUCAUUACAGCUAUAUGAGGGAACAUUUCCAUCUAAGUUUGGUUUCGGAAUGUGAAAUAAUUGUUAGCUAAAAUUGGUUUCAUAAAGAUAUUAUUUGAUGGUUUAGUAUUCUGGAGGGCAGCAGAGAACAAAAUCUGUUUAGAUUUCUAACACACUUCCAGGACAUUGUUAGAGGAUAAUGUGGCAAAUCCCAAAUCUUCCCUAUACACCUUCUGAACUCAUACAGUGUCUGCACAGCUUCAAGUUAUACUGAAAGGGAGAAAGAGAAGUCAGGUUAAAAUUGAAAGCAGGUUAAUUAUAAUUUAAGUAAAUCACUGUCAGUUAAUGUUCUACGGUUAAGUGUUUUCAGGAUUUACAGUUAUGCAGGAUCCACAAAGAUACCCUUCCUUUGUGUCAUACAGUUGUGACGAAUGAAUGGAACUGAUUUCCUGUAUUCCCACAUACAUUUGCCCUUAUUGCAUUUUUGUGUUGUUUACUCUGAUCUGUUUGUGUAGAAAACAUUUGGGUUACCUUAUUUUUUUUAAUGUAAUUCUUAAAAAUUUAUUUAUUCUAGACCAUCCUGGAAACUGUCUUUGUUAACAGACCCAGCAAAGUCGUUUCAGUAACGAGUAUUUAAAAGAAAGUCAGAAAUUAAGUGUGAUUUUCCUUUUUGUGAGCAAUAAAAUACUUUUUAAAAAAUCAAAUUUGUCAUUUCAUUGUUUUUCGGGCACUUUCGUCCAAACUCCAAAAUAUAACUGUACUAAGACUUAUAUGCUGGGUUCGUUCUGUGAGCAGAUUGGUGAUAAAUUCAUCUCGAUAACCGAGACCGAUGUUUGUGCUAUUAUUUAUUAUUGAAGCCGAAAACUUUAAGCGUUCUGUAAAUACACACCCAAAAAUUCCUGUACAACAGUGUUGUGAGCAAUUGAAUAAUAUUCCAGGAUUUUGUGGAUAUAUUAUGUAGCGACGUUGGUUAUCGUCGGUUAUCGCGCAUUGACAACCCGGUGAGUGCUAUUUCCCGAUAAUCUGUUUAUGCUGCAGCAAAUGGCUGUUUCAUUGAACAUUAUGUCAAUUUUCUGGUUUUGUCCGUGGUAGCAUCAUUCGCCACUAUAAGACUUUAUAGCAGUUGAUUUGUCACUGGACUUUCUUGGGUCUUAAGGAACGGCAAAAAAUUAACAAAAUUGUUACUUUUAAACCAGGCAUGUGAUACAUAAUCGUUGAAUUGAUGUGUGAAAUUAUAUUACUACGUUCGUAUCCGGUUCGAAGUCUUGUAUUUGAAAGAUAGAUUUAUUCAGUCAUGUUUAAAGUAUACAUCGUACUUGUCAAAAUAUAAUCGAAUUAACUGCAUUGCACAGUUUGUAUUGAAAAAUUAAUUCUGAAGACUUUAGUGGCGUUUAAUAUUGAAACGACUAGAGACGUGUUAGUUACGGAGUCAUCGGCAGCCAUUUUAUGUUGGAUAUGUUCGUCGUUUAGUUGCGAGUUGAGGUCAGGAAGAUGGUGAAGUCUGAGGACAACAGAAGCGAACCUGAACAUGUUCGGAAAUUAUUCAUCGGUGGGUUGGAUUAUAGAACCACCGACGAUUCGUUGAAAAAACAUUUUGAACAAUGGGGGGAAAUUGUGGAUGUGGUUGUCAUGAAAGAUCCUCAGACCAGGAGGUCAAGAGGUUUUGGCUUUAUUACAUAUUCUCGGGCGCACAUGGUUGAUGAUGCACAGGCGGCUAGGCCACACAAGGUAGACGGACGAGUGGUUGAACCUAAACGCGCCGUGCCCCGUACGGAAAUUGGCAGACCAGAGGCGGGCAUGACAGUGAAGAAGCUUUUUGUGGGAGGCAUAAAAGAGGAAAUGGAAGAGGAAGACUUGAAAGAUUAUUUCUCAACGUUUGGAUCUGUUACAUCUGUUGCUAUUGUUGUUGAUAAAGAUACACGUAAAAAAAGGGGGUUUGCAUUUGUGGAAUUUGAUGACUACGACCCAGUUGACAAAAUAUGUUUGUCACGAAAUCACCAGAUCCGCGGUAAACACAUUGAUGUGAAAAAGGCAUUGAGCCGUGCAGAGAUGGCUGCAAUGGGAGGUCCAGGUGGAAUGGGUCGUGGUGGAAAAGGUGGUUUGGGUGGCAGAAGUGGGGGUAUGGGAGGUGGAAUGGGUGGAGGUUGGGGAGGGAGAGAUGGAGAUUGGGCUGAUGAUGGCUUCGGUGGCGGUGGUGGAGGACGAUGGGGAGGUGAUGAUAUGUGGGACCAGCCCAGAGGAGGCGGUGGAAGUUGGGGAAGUGGCAGUGGGUAUGGUGGAGGGGGUGGUGGUGGAAAUUGGGGGGAUGGUGAUAGAUUUGGUGGUGGCUAUCAGCAAGGUUAUGGAGGUGGUCCUAUGAGGGGAGGUGGUGGUGGUGGUUAUGGUGGGGGCGGUGGUGGUUAUGGUGGGGGUGGUGGUAGCGGCAGUGGCAGACCUGGUCCAUAUUCCAGUGAACGUUACCGUGGAGGAGGAUAUGGUUCCGGUGGUAGUGGUUAUGGUGGUGGAUCAAGACGCUAUUAACUACCGUUCUGCAUUUGACACACGCACACAGGAGUACAUAUCAGGUUCUGCAUAGGGCUAGCAGAGAGAGAGACAGACAGACAGACAGACAGAGACUGGGGUGUACAGUCAUUCAGGCUAGCAGUAACGGGCAGACAGGCCGUCAAAGAGCAGGGACAGUGUACUCACAGGACUUCAGUGCAGUUCUACGUAGUUAGCUGAAAGCCAGUAUUGGAGAAUUCAGGUUACUUCGUGCCAGUUUUAUUUAUACAGCUAGUCCUAUCUGUGAUAGUAAUUUUAAGUAUCUUUUUUCCCUUGUACAAGAAAGUUAAUGCUAUUCAUCAAAAUAUAUACAUGUUAGACAUUUCAGAAGCAAUUGCUUUCCACCGUAUUUCCGUUAAGUGACCAAUGAUUGUUGGUGUAGUUAGGUGAUUGAAGUAAAUGUAGUAGUUUCUUUGAUAAGCCAAAGCAAGAGAGAGAGAGAGCAAUAGUAACAGUUGUUUUCAGUUUACUGUUUCAGAAUAAGUUAGAGAUUAUAGAUUCCCCCUGUUAAUGUAAAAUAAUGACCAUGGUGGUUUUAUUUACAUAUGCAUUAGGAGUAAGAAGUAACAGGCUGAAUUCUGUAAUAUGUCAAGUCAGCAGCUGGAUGCAAAAUAUUAUGGGAUUUUCUGCAGAGUAUUUUGCAGAAGGCUAUUUUGUAGGAUCCUGUAAGCGGUUGGAUAUGUUGGGUGGGCAACUUUGUAGAAUAAGUUCAACCAGGACAACAUAAUUCAAUUAUUUUGUUGUGAAUUACCUGAUUUAAUUGAUUUGUUUUUGUUUUUUGUGCACCUUUUCCCUUUUCCUGUUCAUGCUAAUUACCUCACAUUUUGAUCUUUUGAAGAUUGUCAUGUGAGUUACAGCUACUCAUCCUACCUGUUUAAAUAUUUAAAGUUCAAUUUGUGUGGCUCAGAAUUAAUUGAGGUUUGCUUUAAUAUGAAUUUGACAAUUUAGUUUGUAAGUGUUAAUUAUGUAUAGAGGAAUCAUUCCAAAUUUUGUUGUGAAAAUAAAAAAGAAAUUGAAACCA
This is a messenger RNA of Schistocerca nitens (vagrant locust), 4822 nucleotides long. RefSeq names its product heterogeneous nuclear ribonucleoprotein A1, A2/B1 homolog. Gene Ontology annotation, molecular function: RNA binding. The transcript has 7 exons. The record is from RefSeq and is a predicted model, not a curated record. The coding region runs from base 2752 to 3780 and encodes 342 amino acids. Lineage: Eukaryota; Metazoa; Arthropoda; Insecta; Orthoptera; Acrididae.